AUGUCAACGCCCAUCAAUCUCCGUUCCUCUUCCAAACGCAACAAGCCCUCCUCCAACUCACCCACCACCACCACCAACACCAAACAACCCUCUUCUUCCUCAAGAUCUCCGCCGGAACAAUUUUCCGGCAGCCAGAAAAUCCGACCCCAACGUCUAUUUACCGAAGAAGACGAAACCCAUCUCCUUCAAAUCUUCUACCAUAUCACCAAAUCAUCACCUCCUUCGUCCGCCAUCAAUUCACCCAACUUGGACCGCAUCGAAAAGUCUCUGGGACUCAGAUUUAGCCACACCCAGAUCAUCGACAAGCUCCGUCGGUUGAGGCUCAAGUACCACAAGCAAGCUCGGACCAAGUCGCUGAUCAAGACCCAUCACGAUCGAGAGGUUUAUAAGAUUGCACGCAAGAUCUGGGGGAGGAAAGGUUCGAAUUCUAGAGGCGGCAAAACAGAGGAAGAGAAGGAAAAGGAGGAAGAACAGAGAAUUGGUGAUGUGGGUUUGGAGGAGUUUCCGGUUCUAAAGCACGAGGCUUUUGGGGUUUUGCAAGGAAAUGUGGUCUGGAAGAAGGGGUUGAUGGGUUUGGAAGAGAAAAUAUUGAAGGGUUUGAAUGAGAAAUGGAUGUUGCUGAAGAUGGAAGAAGCUGAGGUCAUGGCGACGAGAGCAGAGCUAGAGAAAGAGGUAGUUGAGUUGGUUGUGAAAGCAUUUUUGCCUUCUAAGAGUAAAUAA
Messenger RNA from Ziziphus jujuba (common jujube), 720 nucleotides. RefSeq names its product probable transcription factor At1g61730. The transcript has a single exon. Lineage: Eukaryota; Viridiplantae; Streptophyta; Magnoliopsida; Rosales; Rhamnaceae. Gene Ontology annotation, biological process: regulation of DNA-templated transcription. The record is from RefSeq and is a predicted model, not a curated record. Gene Ontology annotation, cellular component: nucleus. The coding region runs from base 1 to 720 and encodes 239 amino acids.